AUGAUGACAUUUGCAUUCACCGAUGUGUUGUCAGAACCCAGUCGGAAUAAUUCUACUUGCAUAUCUACUCAAUCAAUAACCACACUUGUUCUCAGUGGUGUUAUCCUAAUAUUGAUCGGUGUAGUCUUUGGAUUAAUAAUAAUACUCGUUAAAAAACUACAUUCUACAUCCGUACUGAACAUUAUCUUCAUGGUUAUAACCGCGAUGAUUUUGUUUGUUGGUGUUGCGUUAUUAAUGCAUAAAGUAAAAUGGCACGAAAUAAUGAUUUCUGCACCUUUGGCUAGCAUGUUCUGCGUCUUAGCUAUUUUUUUGGGCGUAAAUCUACAACUUUCGAAAAAAAAAAGGAAAAUAAUCUUGUUCACGAUGUAUUGUGUAAUUUUAGUAGCUGCAUUCGUUCUUUAUGUAUUAUGGUUGACACUGAAAAAGCCUAUUUUACAAGGUUCAUUCUGGAUUUGUUGUUGCUGCAUAAUGUUUAUUGUGAUUCUGUUCACAGCAUACUAUCUAUAUAUGCACUACAGACAAGGAGACUGCUCUAAAUCAUACAUAUUUUUCGUAUGGAUUUAUGAAUAUACUGCAUUUUUCAUCAUAUUACAAUUCAUUUUAAACACAUUUCUUGAUUGUAAGUCAAACAUUAGUAAUUCCAACAUGACAAUGAUUGCGUGGGAUUAAUGGAUGAAUUUCCAUUGAGUAUCUAUAUUAGUUUACAAAUAUUCACAGAUAUUCAUUUGGAGUAUUGUGAAGAUUUUUGUUAACUGCAUUGUUAUUGAUAAAAAAUGUCUUGUUAAAUAUAUGUUCGCCUGUUACACUCAAUUUCUGCAUUGAACUUAUUCGUUUAAAAUACGAACAGACAUUGAAAUACAUUUCGAUUAUACUUGAAACUAGAACAAACCAAAUUGACUGGAAUGAUUUGUUCAACAAUCGUAUACUCCAAAUACACACGUGUCGUCACAAUGACAAAUAAUUU
This is a messenger RNA of Schistosoma rodhaini, 964 nucleotides long. Lineage: Eukaryota; Metazoa; Platyhelminthes; Trematoda; Strigeidida; Schistosomatidae. The record is from the annotation of a GenBank genome assembly.